Molecule: messenger RNA, 3581 nt
Organism: Lutzomyia longipalpis
Lineage: Eukaryota; Metazoa; Arthropoda; Insecta; Diptera; Psychodidae
Product: ubiquitin-conjugating enzyme E2 W
Exons: 6
Coding region: 1744-2280 (178 amino acids)
Source: RefSeq, a predicted model, not a curated record
UCUGAUUGAAAUGAUAGGUUUUUCUAACAAGAUGGAACAUAUUUUACAGAAAAUUGAAACAUUUUCUUAACCGAAAAGAAAUAAUUUCCUGAUCAAAUGGAAGAUUUUUUCUAGGCAAAAGACUAAUUUUCUGAUCAAUGGAUCUUUUUCCAUUGUUCUAAAGUGAUUGUGAUUGUAUAUAAAAAUAUUAAUUGAAAGAAAUUAAUAGUUUUCUUGAAAAAAAAAAGACGAAAAAUUUUAUAAAAAAUAAAUAAGUUUCAUACGUCUGUUGUGUGUUAAAAAUUUAGUUCUUAUAAGUUUGUUUAAACUGGCAUUUAAUAGUAAAGUUCAAAUAAGGAGAGAAACUUCAUCUGAUCAACACGAGAAAAGUCAAAUUUUUCAAAGAAAAGUCCAAAUAAAUCUAGAACUUUUGAUGGUCUAUGCUAGGCCAUUGAAGUUGAUACAGAAUGUAUCGAAAGCUCUGGAUAAAAUGAAAUUUUUCCUUGAAAAAAUCAAGCUUUCUCUCGCUAAUGGGAUGAAUCCUCUUCUUAUUUUGAACUUGUCUUUUGAAACUCCUUUGAAGAUCAUUUUAGUGAAAUUUAAUUUCUUUUUAAGUUCAAUUUGGCUCCCAAAGGAACAUUUAGAAAUAUUAAGAUUAAAGUUCCUCUUGAGGUUGCUUUUUAGCUUAAGCUCAGUAUGUGUCCUUUAAUUCUUUCUUUAGCAUGAAAUAAAGGACUUAAAGGACCCAAUUUUUACAAAUUUUCAUUAGUAGGUAGUACCCAGAGUACCCAAAAAGAUGAAAAUAGCUCCACUUUUAAAUUUUUCGAUUAUCUAAAAGACCUUCAUCAGGUACUAUUAAACCAUUUGCACUGUUCUUGCAAUAUUCUUAAGACUUUUAAAUAGAAACAUGACGAUUUUCUUUAAACUUUAAUAACUUUCCAUUACACCAAUCAUAACGAAUAAUGAGAAAUAAUAUUAAAUUGCCCAUCAACCCCCCGCCAAAACCCCCACCCCAAUAAAUUCUGAUGAAAGACUUUCAGUGUAUUAAAUCAACUUCGGGUGGGAAGAGUAUAUUAUAUGUAUUUCCCUCGGUUUUCGUGACAUCACCGCAUGUUCCGACCGUUGUGCACGGAGUGUACGUCGUGUGGAUUUUUUUUCAUAUUAAUUAUAGAUAGAUAAAGAAAGAGAGAAAGAAGGACGUCUCACUGCCGGACGUUCCGCUGAGCAAGACAGUCUCUAGUUGGCGACGAAAUAUUGUCGCGCUGUGAGACAAUAUCGCGAACCCGGCUCUUUUGGGUGGUGAAUUCACCUCCAGUGUGUGCAAGAAAAAAAAAUAAAUCUGUGGUCUAUGUGGAAGAAAAGUAGUGUGAUGGUGGAGAAAAUAAGUCGAGAAUGAAUCAUACGGGAUACCCUUGAGAAGAAGGAAUCUUAUGGGUCUUUGUGCGGUUCUCUGUGCUUAGUUCUGUGGGUUCUGCUACAUGGAAUUUCUCUCGUGCCCCAAGAGCGAGAAGGAAUUGCAAAUGCCAAAAUAUAUAAGACAAAUAUUUCGUUGAAAGAUAAAUAAAUGUGAUGGAUGACUCCCAAAUGCCGUUGGAGUUAAGUUGAUCCAGAGAAAUGGUGGAGAAAGACAUAAAAGUUUGAGGAGUAGUUGUGUGUGUGAGCUGUAAGAACAAAGUGCUACUAAACUUUAUAGUGAUAAUCAAUCCGCCAGUCAAAAUAGAAGGAAUAGAAAAAAGAAAAAAAAAGAGCACGGCGUCUCGCAAUAUGUUUCGCUUCACGAAAGCCGAAAGACGGCCACUUGGGCGAAAGGAAUCAAAGCCAAACUGUAAUUCGUUAAUUUUAGACAACACACGAUGGGAGAAAAGACUUCAGAAGGAGCUCAUGUCACUCAUCAAGGAACCACCGCCAGGUGUUCGGGUGGAUCCAGAUAGUAUCAGUCAGAACCUCUCACAGUGGAUCAUCCACAUGCAAGGCGUUGAAGGGACUCUCUACGAAGGGGAACACUUUGAGCUCCUUUUUAAAUUCAACAACAAAUACCCAUUUGACUCACCAGAGGUGACUUUUGUAGGUUCAAAUAUUCCAAUUCAUCCACACGUGUACUCCAAUGGCCACAUUUGCUUAUCAAUCCUCACUGACGACUGGUCACCUGCACUUUCGGUACAGUCGGUGUGUUUGAGCAUUUCGUCCAUGCUGAGUAGCUGCCAAGAGAAGAAGCGUCCGCCGGACAAUACGCUUUAUGUAAAGACAUGCAAUAAGAAUCCUAAGAAGACUAAAUGGUGGUAUCACGAUGAUUCUGUGUAACCGGGAAGGAAAAAUUCCAGAGGAAAAUAGAAAAUGGCGGAGAGGCGUGUAAAAAAGAAAAGGAAAACUUGGAUUGGGUAAUUUAAUGUCGCGAAAAGACAGCUCGUGUAAAAUAAAUGGCAGAACAGGAUGAAAUGGCAUAAAAUCUUAGCGGAAUAAUUACUUUAGUUCCACAGUGCAAGGGAAAUGAAGAUUCUAAAUAUGUUUCUACUAUUAUAAUUCUUAGAGGAAGGUUUCAGGCUCCCCCAAAAAAAAAAACUCCACACUUUUACUGCUCUAAAUUAUAAAAGAAAGCACCCUAAAGGAAAAAUAAAUAAAAAGCAAUUUUUUAAGACAAUUUCUUCGUAUUUUCCCUUGCGCUGCGCAAUUUAUUGAGAAAAGAAAUGAUAUAAUAGUGUUAAAUAAGAAAUUUAAAUUAUUAUUUAAUUCCUCUUAAAAAAACGAAGAAAUCAAUUCAAUUUUGUUUGUAGUUCAGCAAUCAUUUUAUUUAUGAAAAAGAAAAAUGAAUGAAAUAUGAUUUAUAUUUUUUUUUAACUGUUGAAGAGAGUUUAUGCAUUUUCAAUUAAACUAUUUAAAGGAACAUAAUAAAGAGUUGAAGAUAAAGAAUUUUUUUUAGAUAUUUCAAAUGAAGGGAUGGAUUGAAUAGCUAAGGAGCUACAAAGUCUACAAAGUAAAAUAAACAGUGAUAUCCAUAAAAUUGAUGUUUAAUAAUAAUAACAAAUAUUUUAUUUAGGAAAAUUCUUUGAUUUUCCAUUUCUUUGCUCAUAAAAAAUAAACUAUAAAUGAUUGAAAAUUAAUACUUAAUUAUUAAUUUAGAAUUCAUUGAGAAUGUGUAGCUCCUGUAUGAGAAGAAUAGCCAGGCGGGAGGAAGGAAAAGGCUUAAUAAUUUUACUUGAAAACUUUCAUUAACUUCUGCACAUUUUUUUAUAAAAGUAAGAAAGGUUGCAAAUGUUUGCGAAAUAUAUUCCAAAAAUCAAUUAAAAGAAGUCAAAAAAAAAAUAUUUAAAAAAAUGUUUCUUCGCUUAUAUUUUUUCUUAAUUUUUCUUUAAAGAAAUUUGAUAAGGCGCGGCUUUGUAAAUAUAAAACUUAAAUUGAUCACAUUCCAAAAUUCGUAAAAGUUCUUAAUUUUGCCCCACCCGCAGUUUUUUCCGUGUCUUUUCAUUCACACUUAUAAGAUUAUGAAAAAAAGAGAAAAUUAACUAAAAAUGAAAAAAAAUAUUAUAUUUAAUAACACUGAAUUUGUGAGAUGACGAUGGAUGAAUGAUAAAAAAUACACACCAAUAAAAAGUUAAAAAAGAGUA